Molecule: messenger RNA, 870 nt
Organism: Syngnathus acus (greater pipefish)
Lineage: Eukaryota; Metazoa; Chordata; Actinopteri; Syngnathiformes; Syngnathidae
Product: interferon gamma-like
Exons: 4
Coding region: 41-727 (228 amino acids)
Biological process (GO): immune response
Cellular component (GO): extracellular region
Molecular function (GO): type II interferon receptor binding
Source: RefSeq, a predicted model, not a curated record
GCACACGUGUGCGAGCCCGCGUACGCGUCUCUUCUCUUAAAUGCGAAACAUCGUCGACACUUCUUCACAUCAGCAUCGCCGCCGCCGGGACCGAGUCGGGGCCCGCCUCAGGAAUCGCACGUGUGCGGCACACACGCGCUCGAGUGGACUCCGGUUGACCAUGGUUACCGCGGCGAGAGGGAUGCUCGGAAUGUGCGCCUACCUGUGCGUGUGUGGCGUCAUGACCUCUCAUGUGCCUGCGAGGAUGAACAGAACCAUUCAGAACCUACUGCAGCUAUAUAAGAUUCCGCCCAAAGAACGUUUUAACGGCCAUCCCGUCUUCUCCAGAGAGCUCCUGAGCACUAAGAUGGAGGCCAAGGAAAUGCUGAUGUCGGCGGUGCUGCAGACGUACGAGGAGCUGUUGGGCCACAUGCUGAAGCAGCCGCCCGGCCCUCCGCCGUCCGACUCGGGAGACGACGCCCGAGUCGGGCUGAACUACCUGCUGAAGUGCGUGCGGGAUCUGCGCAAGUACAGGUAUCAGAAGCAGGACAAAGUUCUCAGCGGGCUGAGCGAGCUCCGACACCUCCAGAUGGACAACUUGGUGGUCCAAAGCAAAGCAUUGUGGGAGCUGCCCUGGCUGUACGAGGAGGCCAGGUCGUUGGCCGAGAGUGGCCGGGCGGGGACGCCCAAUCGCCUGCGGCCUCGAAGGCAAGCCACGCCGCCACGCCGCCGCAGGCGAAAACCGUGAGCUCGUGGGAUGCCUUUUCAUUUCAUCACAUGAGACUAUUUAUUCCCACGCACACACAUUUUGAUGAUGCUAUUUAAGCUUGAUUUGUUCUUAUUUAUGAGCUAUUUAUUUGAUGAGCACCUAAUAAAGAUGCUACAAUUCUA